GAAGCAGCAUCAUGGCGGCGUCCACUCGUAGCGUGCAGUGCGCCCUGCGGAGAGCGGUGGUUCCGUCGUUGGUGGUGAUUCUGGGAGCUACCGGCACCGGGAAGUCCAAACUGGCUAUCGAGAUCGGAAAGCGGCUUCACGGAGAGAUAAUCAGCGCCGACUCCAUGCAGGUGUACCAGGGCCUGGACAUCAUCACCAAUAAGGUGACGCCUGAGGAGCUGGCCCAGUGCAGACAUCAUAUGAUCGGCUUUGUGGACCCAGUAGUUAGCAGCUACACGGUGGUGGACUUCAGGAACAAAGCCCUGACUCUCAUAUCCUUCCCUGGAAACGCUUGAAAGUUAUGGAACAAUAAUAUAAUAAUUCCUCCCCCGUCUCAUCUUCCUCAUGCACGUGUUGCUCUCACCCUGUUCUAUCUUCCCCCGGUUUGCUGGUACAUGGUAACCACAGGGAAAGAAUUCAGUCAGUGUCUUGUUUACUAAUUGCGCUGCAGGUGUUUGUGUGUGUACAUGUGGAAAAUGUGCUGUGUCCCCAUUUUGUCAGUGUACGGUGCAGCAGAUGUUGCACUGAAACUGAGAAGAGGGAGAGAUCACUAGAGAUGGUAUUUAUAGAAGAGUGUGUGGCACACACACACACACACACACACACACACACACACACACACACACACACACACACACACACACACUUUGGGCAGUCACACCCUCCUGCAGACACCGUCCGUCACACAGAUGUGGGGAGAGGCAGCGAUAACUGGAGGAGGUAUUAAUAGAUCAGGAUGACACGCACGCACACACCAUCGUGGUGGCGAUGGUGGGGGGGUGCAGUCGCUCCAAGAAUAGGCUGAGUGCAGCGUGAGCCUGCUGGUGAGAGGAGGGAGAACUGGAGAGAUGAGCACAGAUUAUGAGGGAUGCAAGUAGCUCGGAGGAUUUUUUAAACUACGAGGCAGGGAGACGGGAGGGCGUGUGUGUAUUAGCAGGAGAGGGCCAAAGAGUUCAGACGCGGCGUGUAAUUAUGCAUCAUCGCCUUUCAGUCCUUCACUCAACAUGCCAUUCACAUAAACUCCUUCCUCCUGAGCCGCCGCUCCUCCGCGGUCGUCCUCGCUCACUUUCGCCUCUCUCGUCUGCAGCGACAGUCGUGCAGCCACUUACGUGAGCGAGAGAGCGGAGGUUGGUGACGAUGGCUUAAUUAUCCCAGAGAAGACAGAGGGAGGGAGAGGGGGAGGAAAGGUGCAGGACGGGGGGGAGGAAAUAAGGUGUGGCACACUGCCUGUGUGACCGCUCAUGUGUCUGGGCUGAUGGACCCACAGGGUCAGAACCAGAGUGACUCCUUUCCCCUGCUGAAGCCAAAUAUCAGUUAUUCAUGAAUUUCACAUCACCACACAUUGAUGAUAUCAAACUACAUUGUGAUUUGUAGGGGAAAAAAAACAGCUUUACUGCUGAGAUUAACCCGACUCUCCUCCUUAACCCGCUGCCACAUAGACGACAUGCACUGCAGAAACACGCUGCCCAUCAUUGUAGGAGGAACAAAUUAUUACAUCGAGUCUCUGCUGUGGAAAGUCCUGGUGGACACAGGGCAGGGGAACGAGGAGUCGGGCCGCGGAGGAGAUGGAGCCGCACGCAGGAAGUUGGAGCUGGAAAAACUGGGCGGAGCCGAGCUGCACAAACGGCUGGCGGAGGUGGACCCAGACAUGGCCGCCAUGUUGCACCCCAACGACAAACGCAAGAUUGCUAGAAGUUUGCAAAUCCACGAGGAGACGGGGGUCCCCCACAGUCUCUGGCUGGAGGAGCAGAGGGGGCAGGAGGGAGGGGACGGGCUGGGGGGCCCGCUGAGGUACCCAGACCCCUGCAUCUUCUGGCUGCGCGCUGACAUGGAAGCUCUGGACCGGCGGCUGGAUGCUCGAGUAGAUGAGAUGCUGUCUGCGGGACUGAUAGAGGAGCUCAGAGACUUCCAUGUUCGUUACAAUCAGCAGAACGCCCAAGAUAAUGGCCAGGCCUACCAGCAAGGCAUUUUCCAGUCGAUUGGCUUUAAGGAGUUCCACGACUACCUGACUGCUCCUGAAAGCAGCACCCAGCAGGACAAAGACGCGCUACGUGAAAAAGGUAUCGAAGCUGUGAAGAUCGCCACGAAGCGCUACGCUCGCAAACAGAACAAGUGGGUCCGUAACCGCUUCCUUAAGCGACCAGGAGACAACGUGCCAGCAGUGUACAGCCUGGACGUGACGGACGUGUCGACGUGGGAGGAGACGGUCCUGAACCCUGCACUGCAGAUACUGGAGCAUCUCAGUAAGGGUGAAACGCCACCAAUUCCUCCAAUCAGAGUUCAGGGGGCGGAGCAGAGAAAUUCACGGAGCCACCACACGUGCGAUGUUUGUGACAAAGUGAUCAUUGGUGACCUGGAGUGGACAGCUCACCUCAAGUCCAAACGGCAUUACAGCUUUGUGAGGAAGCGAAAGCGUGAUCUGGACGGUGACCAGGCCCACGGCGCCCGUUCGCCUCCUGCCGCUCCAGCACAGACUCUCUCCAAAGACACUGGCGCUGCCGUUGCCCCGGGCUGCAGCUGAGCCUCUCGGGAGUCUCCCCAACACGCAAGGAAGCGCCGGUGACAUUCUGGCCGCGGCGACCGGCUCCUUUUGUUCCAAGCACAGAAAAGCCCACAGAUGUGAGCUUUUGUUUUCUGAUUCUUUCUGUAACGCACCGCUGAGUUGCAUUCGCACUCCUUACCCUUGAAAAGAUGAAAGAUCGCAGAGCCCAGCAGAGAAAUCUAUAACUCAUCUGUGCAGAAUGUAGAGAUAUUGAACAUAUUGAAGGGACCACUGAUGACGAGGACGAGUCCCUGGAGCAUUUGUUGACCAGAUGUUGGGUGGGGUAAUUGAAUAUUAUGGACUGUUAAAGGAUAAAUUAGACAUUUUUGUGCAUAUGCUGCCAGGAAGUUGCUCUUAAGGUUUUUUUGUCGCCUCUUUAAAAGCUUUGUUAGAUUGUUGAAGCAUUUCCUGCGUAAUGUGCCUUUAAAUGAAAGAAUGUCUUUACUUUGGUUGGUAGUAAAUAAAAUUCAUUAUUGAAAAGUAAAAGCACGAUACACUUUAAACUCCUUAUUUAACUAAACCGGUUUAUGAUGCUAAAGGUUGAUGUGAUUUGUGUCACACGUUUUCACACCACGUCGUUCGUCCCUCCGUGAUCUCUCUCCCUUUGGCGUCUGACCACCACAGCACUGUUCGCCUGCUGCCUCUGUUUAAAGACGUUUCUCCAGCUCUUUUGUCUGGUAGUGACUCAAUGCGUGACUUGUGCCGUUGUCUCUCAGCGGGCCUCGUGCGUCAACCACCAGCUGGGCCUGCGGAGGGGGGGGGGGUCUGUGCUCAGCCGGCAGUGUGUCGUCCACCUUUCGGACCCAGGUGUGUCCUUGUAACAGCUUCAUCCUCGUCUGACCGCCGCUCUCCUCCUCCUCCUCACCUCUGCCGCGUUCCAUCCCACUGCUUCUCCAUCAUAUGUGUUUUAAGUCUGCAGCCGUUCAGUGUGAGAUCUGUUCACAUGCUCCCAGUUCUUGACCUCAUCCACAAGCCUAAAAAUAUUUCUAGACAUAUAAUAGCGGGAAGUGUGUGUGUGUGUGUGUGUGUGUGUGUGUGUGUGUGUGUGUGUGUGUGUGUGUGUGUGUGUGUGUGUGUGUGUCCCACAUUCCCUCACUCUAAACUGGGUCAGGCCUCAAGCUUACUGGGUUCUUACCACAGAGUCACACUGAUAGCAAAGGUCACUGUGCAACUAGUGUGUCCUUCAUAUAAGCCUCUCUUUGUUUGAGCAUUUGUUUUUCAUUCCUUCAUUUAGCAAUAAGACAACAAAUAUUUUUGUACAAUAGAUAUUUAUUAUUUUUUCAGUCUCGUGCCUGUGGUUUUAUUUGUGGUAUGUUCUUAUCUCAGGAGCCGCGGUGAGCCGGGCCUGGCGGCUCCAGGCGCUGCUGAGUCAUUGUGCGUUUAACGAAGAAGAGGACUUGCGCAAUGCAGUGACAUAAGGCUCUCGCUGCCUUGAACCGCGCGUACGCUCAGAAGCGGGAAAGUAGGACAGCGUCCACGGUCAGAAGGCUAAUUAGCGCUGUAGUCACUUUGAAUCGGCUACUGUACCGACACACACAAAUACGCUGAGUGGACUCAUUAGCUGCAGACACUGGGCUCACAGUCUGGACACACCGACCCGGCUUUACAAUGGGAAGCCUGCAACCAGGGCCUCAAAAGCAACAGGAAGGUGCUCGUAAGGAGCGUGUUCUGCUUUUCCUUUACUGUAUCUCUCUCUCUCUCUCUCUCUCUCUCUCUCGCGCUCGCUCGCUCUGUGCAUGUGUACGUAAAGCUGCAUCAGGCAUCAAGCCGCACAAGUAGCGGUCAGCGCUCCCUCGCUCAGUCCAGUCCUGGCUGUGCAGCUGUGUGUUCACAGAGCACACACUGUCCAGUACAUGGGGCCUAAUGGACCUGUGUGCUGCUGCUGCUGCUGCUGCUGCUGCUGCUGCUGCUGCUGCUGCUGCUGCUGCUGCAUAGAGAGACUUGUUUAGAGCUUCAGCCUCUGCAUUUACUGCAUGUCUCGUUUCUCUGCAUCAUGUUGACGGGGCAUCACCCAGUCUGGAGCAUCAAUGUUGUAAAUACAGUAUAAUGUCCUGAAUGUGACACUAUAAUCUGCUCUCUUGUAUUAUAUCACUGUUGAUCAAAUACCUCGAGUGUUGAAAUCUACAACAAUUGGACUGUAAAUGUGAAAAAUGUUGGAAUUUAGCAGAAAUGUAGUGUCUCAGGUUUUUAUUUUGGUUUUACGAGGAGCAUUUUUUUCAUAUCUUCAGUGAAACUCGCAGCGUAAUGGGCCCGCUGCUCGAGGGUGUUCAGCUCAGUUGUAGUAGCGUGUCAUCCAGUGACUGUGCGUCUAGGUAAUUUGAAGUCCACGUAAUCCUAAUCUCUAAUCCCAUUCCACUAAACAUUCCCUGCCAUCUGGCCCUGGCUAGACAAAAAAAAAAAAAAAACAUGCACGGAGACACACAGACAGAAAUGCGAGCAGCUAAUCAGCCUGAGCAGCUGCUGUCACUGACUUCACUACCAAGAUGUUGUAUUUAUGAAGAAAAAACAUGCUAAUCUCUUCAUGUGGGGACAUGUUUACACGCGAUGCACAAGGACAAAUAUUUGAAAACACCAGACACCACACGGUGCGCACACAUUGCAGAACUAUGUGGAACGUGAAGGACUUGGCUGGGAAUGUGCAGAUUUUGGUGUUUGUCAGUGUAAUAUGAGUAAAGGUCAACUGUCACGCUGCCAGCUGUUGUUUCUCUAUUAUAGAAUAUGCAGACAUCUCUUAUUUGUGCCCUUUGCCAUCAUCACUAUUAAUAUUAUUGUUUUCAUUUCAAGUGUACUGAGGGAUGAUUUGUGUGUCUACCUGCAGCUGGCUGUCUGCAGGGUCAGUGUUUCGCCGUCUCUCAGGAAGAAAGAGGACAAAGACUAUUUAAAACCUGGCUGUUACAUAAGCCAAGUGAGAAACACAACACUGUCAGGUGUGACUCAAUCAGAUAAGAGAGCAUUGUUCGUGUGUGUGUGAGGGGGGGGGUCUUAGUUUGCUGCAUGUUCCUUAUUAGCAAUAUAAUAAGAAACACAUUCAUCACAGCUGAUCUAUUUGCUGUAGUGCUUGUGUGUUUGUGGUUCUCACAUUAUUACACACACACACACAGACACACACACACACACAGAAGGAUGUGUGUUGCAGCCCAGUGACAGUGUUUGCUAAUGUUCUAACGCGAUGUGGUGUGUGCAUCCUUCGCCAAGUGCAGACCAUCAUUUAUUGAUGUGUGUGUGUGUGUGUGUGUGUCUAUAGGGACGAACGAGGUUCAGCGGGUUUGUGCGUCUCUCCCUCUCUCCUUGUCAUGCUGUCUGGCUCCUGCGGUGUCUGCUGUAUGUGAAAAAAGCCACAGACGAGGAAGGGCCGAGACGUGAUGAGAUGUGAAAAGCCUUUAAGGAAGGUGUCGUAGGUCCAGUGUACUGUAUGCAUGGCUUCCUAUGGUCUCUCUGCCCCUCUCUCUCUCUCUCUCUCUCUCUCUCUCUCUCUCUCUGUCUCCCUCUCUCUCUCUCUUGCAUGUUUCCUGCCUGGUUAUGUAACACGGGGGCCGCUCACUACUUUUUUCUUCUUCUACCCUCCCCAGUCCAGAGCGUGAACACGCCUUCCUGUUUUUCCAGCAACCCAGUGAACUCUUUUCCCAGGGUAACACUUAGGAGGGCACACACGCACCCACACUGACAACACACACACACACACACACACACACUCUCUCUCUCGCUCUCUCUCUCUCUCGUCACAUAUUGUAAGUAAUGUGCUUGCUUUAGUCAAAGCUACUUGCCCUUGAUGUAUUGUGUCUGGUGGGCAACAUAAAUGUUAUUGUCUCAGUCUUGGAUGUGUGUGUGUGUGUGUGUGUGUGUGUGUGUGUGUGUGUGUGUGUGUGUGUGUGUGUGUGUGUGUGUGUGUGUGUGUGUGUGUGUGAUGUUAAAUCCGUCUUGCCUGUCCUGAUCGUCUGUGAUCUCAUUUAUUUGUCUGCUCCACUUGUUUUCACCUUUGCUGUCAAGCAGGAAAUGUGGACCAGCGGCACUACCUGACUGUGUGUGUGACACAGUUCUACAGACAAAGAGGGUUUGUGCGUGUGCGUGCGUGUGUGUGAGCGUGCGCGUGUUGGCUUCUCCAUUGUCACUGACUUAAGCGCUGGAGCCGGCUUUUUCCCGCCAGUGCAGUAUUUUGUGGGAGGGGCUUUGGCUCAGCUCGGCAGCAACAAAGAAACAGACCUUCCCGCCCGAUAUGCAAAUUAGCUCCUAGUGGGCGUGGCAGGGAACCUCCCCUACGGCAGCGCUUAACUCUGUCGCUGCCGAGGUGGGAGCCAGUCCUGUAGCGCUGUGGACGGCCCCAUCGACUCAUUGGCGAGAAUAGGCGAGUCGUAAUAAUGCAUUGAUUAGAAGCAGGUUGUGCUGCAGUGUCUACAGAGCGUUGUAGCCUCUGAGCAUGUUGUUUUGUUUUUGCAAAUGUGGUGAACUCAGUGCACAACAAAAAGACUUAAGAAACAGCGUAUAUGACAAUAUAUAAUAAUAUAUAAAAUAUAUUAUUUGCAGCACAAAUUUGCGCCAACUGUGGCACAUUUACAGUGAAGCUUGCUGCCAAUUUUAAAACACGUUAAAACCUGUAGCAGUCGUUAAAACUCCACCUGUGUGUGUGUGUGUGUGUGUGUGUGUGUGUGUGUGUGUGUGUGUGUGUGUGUGUGUGUGUGUGUGUGUGUGUGUGUGUGUGUGGUGGGGGGGCUCGCCCAUGUUUUACGCAUGUCGUGCAGCCCCAGUCUGACAUGUGAGCCAGCAGCAGCUGUCGCACACACGCAUUCUCUUCCCCCAGUGUUUUAACAAAGGAGCCUGUUGUGUGAAAGCGGUGCCUCGCGAUGCUAACGAGCAGGGUGGAGCUCACACACCUCACACACUGUCAGAUACUUCACAUAUUUUUAUGUCCUUUCAAUACUUAUAGUACACGCACUCAUUGUUUAAGAAACAACACAUUGCAAGUUGCCACUUCUUGUGAUUUCCCCAAAACACAGUGUUAAAACACAGUUAUUAACUGAUCGCUGAAUUGUCACUGUGGCCUGGUUUCACACAAACGCACUCGUUAAAGACAUUUUGCCCAUCAGUCAAACGGCGGCGACGACACCCGGCGACUGUUUGCUGCCGCGUGUGCUGUUGGUGAAAGGCGGGAAGAGACGCUGGUGGAGGGAAAACCGCUGGUGAAAGUGUAUCGCGCGCGGCGGCUUGUCUGAUAAGGUGGUUCCCUCCUGGGGCAGUUAACGGUUAAUGGAUGAUCCGUUUUGGGCCGGGCCCUGGCGCCGCUAAAGCUUGGAGGGAGGGAAGGGAGUGGAAGCAAUGAGGGGGUUUUUUGGAUUAUCUGAGCUGCGUUUGACUGUUGAAAGAAACGUCCUCCACUUAACACUUUGUUUACUUUAACGAGGACAAGCUCAUAAUAUAUAUUGUUGAUUAAAAGGCGUCUGUGUCUGAGUCUAUUCAACAGGUGUGAGUAAAGCGCUUGGUUCCACUGUUUGGGCUUUUAAUGACUUUUAAUGUCCCUUUAUGGUUCGAAUGUUGUUGUGAGACAAAAUAAAUGUGGAGGAAACACUUAAUACAAGUAUAUGUUGGCACCGAAGUGAAAAAUUUCACCCAAUAUUGUUCAAAAUCUGCAAGUUCAUUACUGUAACUCUGCGAUCCCUGCUUCUCUGAUUCAGCUCUGUGUUAUUUCACAUUGUCUGCUGAGAGUGAGUCGACAGCCAGUAACCGACCUUAUAGAUUAAUGCACCUCUGAAUUUGAAUGUUUGCCAUUAGGGAAGUAAAGUGAAACACUGGUUCCCUAUUCAUGACAUGACAGUUGAGGCACAAAGCCAGAGAGAGGCCUACACACACACACAAACACACACACACAAACACACACACACACACACACACACACACACACACACACACACACACACACACACACACACACACACACACACCUCCCCUGUUUAAAGCAAGCAUUUGCCUGUUAUCUUCUUUGUUUUACAUCUGAAUCACAUUUGACUCAGAAGUGUCUUUGUUUUUUCCCCAACAACAGCUGCUUUCCCUCCCUGUAUAAGCUGUUGAAGCACUGCACAGUGUUUGCCUGCUGCUCUCUUUACCAUAUAUAACUACUGACAGGCUCUCCAGUGUCCCCCUGCCCUAGUUUACACCGUCCAGCGAUCGCACAGUACCACAUGUCUAACACAGAAUCAGUUUCAGCACAGCUCAAAAACUCAUUUAACUAAUACAUCUGAUAUAAGUGAUAUAAAGGAGAAAAACUCCUUUUAGAUUUCAUUAGGAAUCUAAAUUUCAUAUUUUAUUAUAAAUGAUUUCAAAUCUAUAACCAUAUCAUUAUACAGUCACUGGUUCUUCUUGGGUAAAGUCGGCCACCAGUGUUUUCAUUCGAGACUAAUCAGGUUUUACUGUAUGAUUGUAUAUGUGUUAUCUUUAUUAGUUUGUUCAGCUUCACCUCUUUAACUGAGCAUGUGCUGCCCUCUAGUGGCGACAAGGGGAACAUGCAGUAGUAGUUUAUAAAGAACGGUAGUUUGUGAUAGUUCCAUCUCCGUCUGAUUGAAACUUGUCAUUCACAUUUCUUUGUUUCCCAACAUGUUCUCGGGCAGAAUUGUUGCUGAAAGCUCAUGUAGACAUGUACAAAACAGUAUUGUUAUACAUUAAGUGUGCAAAAUGUAAAGAGUGGGUGAGAAUUCAAUUUGUUUCGAAUUUUCUAUUUUUUUUUGUUUAUUAUUUCUUUUUACCAUCCUAUUAUUAAUGUCAUCUCUUAUGUAUUAUAUAAGUAUAUAAUAAUAGUUUUUAAUUGUAAUAGGCAAAAACACACACACAAACGCCAGUGGUUGAAUGUAAUAAAUGACAAGUUUAUUGUUGCACAAAAUGUACAAAAUAACAAGCAAAUGGACAGCCCCCCCCCCCAUUGACCGCCCCUCCCCUCCCUCUGGUCCGUUCGCCAUAAAGAAGCUGAAGUUCUGAAACCUAUGACUAGAGCAGGUCUGAUGGGCCAAGCCGAACGCAUGGUAAUUCUGAGACAACACAUACCCAAUUUCAGCAUCACUGAACAAUUAAAAAUGAAUAAAAAC
This is a messenger RNA of Betta splendens (Siamese fighting fish), 9648 nucleotides long. RefSeq names its product tRNA isopentenyltransferase 1 (gene trit1). Gene Ontology annotation, molecular function: tRNA dimethylallyltransferase activity; ATP binding. Lineage: Eukaryota; Metazoa; Chordata; Actinopteri; Anabantiformes; Osphronemidae. Gene Ontology annotation, biological process: tRNA modification. The transcript has 10 exons. The record is from RefSeq and is a predicted model, not a curated record. Bases 1385 to 2560 code for a protein of 391 amino acids. Gene Ontology annotation, cellular component: mitochondrion.